Messenger RNA from Cordyceps fumosorosea ARSEF 2679, 747 nucleotides. RefSeq names its product pyridoxine. Gene Ontology annotation, cellular component: glutaminase complex; cytosol. Lineage: Eukaryota; Fungi; Ascomycota; Sordariomycetes; Hypocreales; Cordycipitaceae. The record is from RefSeq and is a predicted model, not a curated record. Gene Ontology annotation, biological process: pyridoxine metabolic process; pyridoxal 5'-phosphate biosynthetic process. The transcript has 2 exons. Gene Ontology annotation, molecular function: glutaminase activity. The coding region runs from base 1 to 747 and encodes 248 amino acids.
AUGCAGCCCACAACCACCACCGUCGGCGUCCUCGCGCUCCAGGGCGGCUUCUCCGAGCACGUCGACCUCGUCCGCUCUGCCGCCGCCCAGCUCGCCGACUCCCUUCCCACAACCGUCACCGCCGUCGAGGUGCGCACCCCGGACGAUCUCACCCGCUGCGACGCCCUCAUCAUCCCUGGCGGCGAGAGCGCCACCAUUUCGCUCAUCGCCCGCCGGACCGGCCUUGUCGAGCCCUUGCGCGAGUUUGUCAAUGUCCUUAAGAAGCCCACCUGGGGCACCUGCGCAGGACUCAUCCUCCUCUCCAAGGAAGCCAAAGCCGCCAAGCAGAGCGACCUGGCUCUUAUCGGCGGCCUCGACGUGUGCGUUCACCGCAACCACUUUGGCCGCCAAUUCGACAGCUUUACCGCGCCCCUUGACCUGCCCUUCCUGCCCGACUCUGCCACCAAGCCCUUUGUCGGCUUCUUCAUCCGCGCCCCCAUCGUCGAAGAGGUUCUCCGCCCGUCCACCACUAGCGACAAACCUUCUUCGACCGAAGGAGUCACCAUCGUCGCCAGGCUCCCCGAUCACCUCAACGGAGCCAAGAACAAGACCAUCACUUCUGAGGUGGUCGUCAGCGGCGCCGCUGGAGACAUUGUUGCGGUCAGACAGGGCAACGUCCUCGGCACCAGCUUUCAUCCGGAGUUGACGCCGGACGCGCGCAUGCACGCCUGGUUCCUGCAGGAGUUUGUGCUGAAGAGCAGGGCAUGA